Molecule: messenger RNA, 623 nt
Organism: Aricia agestis (brown argus)
Lineage: Eukaryota; Metazoa; Arthropoda; Insecta; Lepidoptera; Lycaenidae
Product: mitochondrial translation release factor in rescue
Exons: 3
Coding region: 174-596 (140 amino acids)
Biological process (GO): translational termination
Cellular component (GO): mitochondrion
Molecular function (GO): translation release factor activity
Source: RefSeq, a predicted model, not a curated record
AAGCUUUAUAAACAAUUACUACAGUAUUCAAAAUCUCUAACGUUUACUGACGUUAAAUAUUACAAAAGGAGAAUAACAAAAGAGUUUAAAGAUAACAAAUCAUUGACAGAAGCUGAGGAUAUCUCUUACGCUUAUAAGAAAGGACAAGCACUGCUACAAAAGAGUUCUAUAGUAUGAUUAGCCAAUUAAGAAUAUUGCAGAGGCAACUGUUGCCGCAGCUAAAUUUUCACUGUUUGAAACAUACUAUUGACUAUUCAAAGGUACCAAAAAUUAAUGAAUGUGACUUAACAGAGCAGUUUAUUCGGGGUAGCGGCCCGGGAGGUUCCGCAGUGAAUAAAAAUUCUAAUUGUGUGGUAUUAACGCAUAUACCUACAGGUACAGUGAUCAAAUGCCACACAAGUAGAUGCCAGGAUGACAAUAGAAAAAUUGCAAGAGAAAUGCUAAUACAAAAACUAGAUGAAAUGUUAAAUGGAGAAAAUAGUGUUACGGCACAGAAGAAAAGAGCAGUGAAUACAAAAUACAAGAAGGCAGAAUACAAGAAGAAGAAAAUGGCUAAAAUUAAAGAGGAAUGGAAAAAGCGUGAAGGCAUUGAUUAAUAUUAAUUAAGUACAUAAUGUUGUUAG